Molecule: messenger RNA, 504 nt
Organism: Didymodactylos carnosus
Lineage: Eukaryota; Metazoa; Rotifera; Eurotatoria; Philodinida; Philodinidae
Source: the annotation of a GenBank genome assembly
AUGCAAUUUAUAUUGAUUGUUUCUGACACAUCCGCUGAACAUUUCAUUCCAAUAAUACAUGUACAAUUAUCAAUUAUUUAUAUUUAUAUUUAUUGUAAAAAACAAAACGAACAGCAACAAUGGAUUGAGAAAAGUUAUUUAAAAACACAAAAUAAAAUUUUUAUUAAUCAGACUUUAUUAUUUCAAGAAUUAGAAAAUUUUGUCUUGAAGCAAUAUUGUAGAAAUGAUUUAAUUUCUAACGAAACGUCACCAUUAAUAAGUUAUUUCAAUGAAACUGAAAUAAUAAAUCAUUCAAUAAGAAAUUUAGAUGAAGCGCUUCUUCGUAUGCCAACAACAGACAGAGCAAAACAGACAAGAAUUGACGCUUGUCGUGAUUAUUAUAAGAGUAAUACCGUAGAACAAAAACACAUAGCAAUAUUUGAAUUAGAAUAUUGUUCAGCUGAUGCCAUUCGGUGGUUUACAAAACCUAGUUUUUGUCAUCGUGUGACACAAAGGCUUCGAUGA